CCUGACUCCCGGUUUGAGCUUCAGCAACUGCAGCCGCCUGGAGCUGGAGCGCAGCCUGCAGCGGGGGCUGGGCUGGUGCCUGUACGAUGCCCCCGACCCCCAGCGCCUGGCGGGGACCCCGGUCUGCGGGAACCGCUUCGUGGAGCAGGGAGAGAGCUGCGACUGCGGGCUCAGCCUGGAGUGCACCGAUCCCUGCUGCAACAGCAGCUCCUGCCAGCUGCUGCCAGGAGCAGAGUGCGCGACGGGGGACGCCUGCUGCCACCAGUGCCAGCUGCUCCGUGCAGGGCAGCCGUGCCGGGAGCCCAUGGACGAGUGCGACCUCCCCGAGUUCUGCGACGGGCGCUCCCGGCGCUGCCCACCCAACGCCUUCGUGCAGGAUGGGCAGCCCUGCGGCGGCGGGCGGGCGCGCUGCUACGGCGGGGCCUGCGUCACCUACGAGGGCCAGUGCCAGCGGCUGCUGGGGGCAGGUGCGCUAUGGGGGGCGCUGAUACCCGGCUGCGGUUCCUGGGUCCAGAAGCCGCAGACGCCGGGAGCGG
Messenger RNA from Numida meleagris (helmeted guineafowl), 536 nucleotides. Its product is annotated as disintegrin and metalloproteinase domain-containing protein 15-like. The transcript has 4 exons. The record is from RefSeq and is a predicted model, not a curated record. Gene Ontology annotation, molecular function: metallopeptidase activity; integrin binding. Gene Ontology annotation, biological process: integrin-mediated signaling pathway; innate immune response. The annotation marks the transcript as partial. NCBI's taxonomy places the organism in Eukaryota, Metazoa, Chordata, Aves, Galliformes, Numididae.